This is a messenger RNA of Pistacia vera, 522 nucleotides long. Its product is annotated as ankyrin repeat-containing protein At2g01680-like. The transcript has 3 exons. Gene Ontology annotation, molecular function: protein binding. The coding region runs from base 1 to 522 and encodes 173 amino acids. The record is from RefSeq and is a predicted model, not a curated record. Lineage: Eukaryota; Viridiplantae; Streptophyta; Magnoliopsida; Sapindales; Anacardiaceae.
AUGGCAGUAGCAAUUGGCCACAACGAGAUAGUCCGAGAGCUUUUGAAAGUCAGUAAUGAAGUUUGCAAUAUCAAAGGAAUGAAUGGAAUGACUCCUCUUUAUUGUGCUUGCACCAAAGGGAGGGUUGAGACAAUUAGUCAUCUUCUUGCGGUUUCUUGUACCACUAUUUUAGAGGAAAACAAUAAACUAGAAAUACUAAACUUGAAGGAUGAGGAAGGAAAUGCCAUUCUUGACCUAGCUGCCGCUAGAAGAAAUCGUCAGAUGUUGGAAUUAUUAUUGAAGUGCAACAUUACAAAUCAUGAGGUGUUGCAAGUAAAUGGUAAGAGCCAGAGUGGCCUAACUAUAUUUGAUCUUCUACUUUUCCCAUGUGAAACUAGCUAUGGUGACAUUGAAAUGGUCCUCAUAUAUGCUGUUGCAGAGAGCUCUACAAGUUCCCACCAAGUUGAAAUUCAAGUUCUGGUCCAAUCUGAACAACCAGUACUUGAAAAUAAUAUGUCACCAACGCCAAGAAAUUUGUCUUGA